Molecule: messenger RNA, 456 nt
Organism: Stegodyphus dumicola
Lineage: Eukaryota; Metazoa; Arthropoda; Arachnida; Araneae; Eresidae
Source: RefSeq, a predicted model, not a curated record
AUGGUGAUAAGGCUGGUAACAAGUAAAUCAAAAGUUGCUCCUAUAAAGCAAGUUACCAUACCAAGAUUAGAGUUAUGCGCAGCUGUAUUGUUUACAAAGUUAAUGACUCGAGUAAUAUCUGCUCUAAAACUUAAUGUGAAUAAUGUAUUUUUCUGGAGUGACUCUACGAUAGUCUUGGCUUGGCUGAAAAAAAAGUCCUGUUGUAUGAAAACGUUUGUUGCUAAUCGAGUUGCGGUGGUUCAAGAAAUGACGGAGGUGUGGCAGUGGCAUCACGUCUUAUCUAAACAGAACCCUGCGGAUCUCAUAUCAAGAGGUGCUGAUCCGGUCAAACUUCAACUGUGUGAACUGUGGUGGUGUGGUCCCCCAUUUCUUCUUCAACCUGUGAUGACUAAGUGCCAAGAUAUCCCUGAGGAGUCCGAAAAAAUUGUAUCUUCGCGAAUUAAAAGCCCAGUUUAA